AUGCAACAUUUAAACCGCAUACCGACGCGCCAAUUGAUCGCGCUCACGCAGUCAACGCAUAAAUCUUGGCAGCUGCCACGUGUGCUCUACCAGACACGUUGCUUAGCCACCGUGCCUGUGGGUGAAGUGUUGUUUCCCUCGAAAUCUGACUUCCCCAGUCGUCAUAUUGGACCGCGUAAAACGGAUGUGGUCGCCAUGUUGGAUACGCUGGGCUUUAAAUCCUUGGAGGAGCUGACGGAAAAGGCUGUGCCGAAGCGCAUACAAUUGAAGCGUGAUCUCAACUUGGAAAAGCCUUUAAACGAACAUGAGCUCGUGCGCCAUAUACGUGAAAUCGCGAAGCGCAAUGAGAUUUGGCGUUCGUACAUCGGUAUGGGUUACCACAACUGUCAUGUGCCCCAUACGAUUGUCCGCAAUGUUUUUGAAAAUCCUGGAUGGUUUACACAAUACACGCCCUAUCAGCCAGAAAUUGCCCAAGGCCGCCUUGAAUCACUACUUAACUAUCAAACUUUGGUUGCCGAGUUGACGGGUUUGGAUGUGGCGAAUGCAUCGCUAUUGGACGAGGGUACUGCCGCCGCCGAGGCCAUGAGCUUGUGCACGAGACACAACAAGCGCAAGAAGAUCUACCUGUCAAACAAGUUGCAUCCACAAACUUUAUCUGUGGUGCAGACACGCGCUGAAGCUCUGGAGUUUGUGACAGAAAUUGGACCGAUCGAGAACGCUGAUUUGGAGGGACGUGAAAUAUCAGGCAUCCUGUUGCAGUACCCCGAUACUUUCGGUGAUGUUAAGGAUAUUGAGAAUAUUGCAGAGAAGGCGCGUAAAAAUGGCACUCUAACUGUGGUCGCCACUGAUCUGCUUGCGCUAACACUACUCCGUCCACCCGCUGAAUUCGGCGCCGACAUUGCUAUCGGUACAUCGCAACGUUUGGGCGUGCCGCUGGGUUAUGGCGGUCCCCAUGCUGGCUUCUUUGCCUGCAAGCAGAGUUUGGUGCGUCUAAUGCCGGGCCGCAUGAUUGGCGUUACGCGUGAUAUGGACGGUAACGAUGCCUACCGCUUGGCAUUGCAGACACGUGAGCAGCACAUACGUCGUGACAGGGCCACCAGCAACAUUUGCACCGCGCAGGCUCUGCUCGCCAAUAUGUCUGCUAUGUACGCCGUAUACCACGGUCCCGAGGGGCUGAAAGAAAUAGCUAAUCGUGUACACCACUUUACGCUGGCGCUGCAAACGGGUCUGCGUGAAGCAGGCCAUCAAAUAAAUAACAAACACUUCUUUGAUACACUGCAUGUGACACCGUCGGAAAGCUUGUCGAUUGAUGAGAUCAAAAAGCGCGCCGAGCAGAAACGCAUUAACUUCCGCUACUUCCCUGAUGGUAGUAUAGGUGUAGCACUAGAUGAAACUGUGGGUCCGCAAGACGUUAAUGAUCUGUUGUGGGUCUUUAAGUGCAAGUCGUUGGAUGAAAUACUAGCCACACAAGAUAUACUCACAAACUCCAUCGAGCGCUCCAAGUUUUUGCGCACAUCUCCGUUCUUGCAGCACCCGAUAUUUAGCUCGCACCACAGCGAAUCACGCAUGGUUCGUUACAUGAAACGUUUGGAGAAUAAAGACAUUUCUCUCGUACAUUCCAUGAUACCACUCGGCUCUUGCACCAUGAAGCUUAAUUCCACUACCGAGAUGAUUCCAUGCUCCUUCCGUCACUUCACUGAUAUACAUCCGUUUGCGCCUGUCGAACAAGCAAAGGGCUAUCAUCAAAUGUUCAGCGAACUCGAGAAGGAUCUCUGUGAGAUUACCGGUUAUGAUAAGAUUUCUUUUCAACCAAACUCUGGCGCUCAAGGAGAAUAUGCUGGUCUACGCGCUAUACGCAGAUAUCAUGAACACCGCAAUGAGAGCCAUCGCAAUGUCUGCUUAAUUCCCAUCUCGGCGCAUGGCACCAAUCCCGCGUCUGCACAAAUGGCUGGCAUGAAAGUCGAACCUAUACGUAUUCUCUCUGACGGCAGCAUCGAUAUGGCACAUUUACGCGACAAAGCAGCAGAGCACAAUAACGAUUUGUCCUGUCUGAUGAUCACCUAUCCAUCCACAAUGGGUGUAUUUGAGGAGACUGUUGCUGAUAUAUGCGAUCUGAUCCAUAAACAUGGCGGACAGGUAUACUUGGACGGCGCUAAUAUGAAUGCACAGGUGGGUCUAUGUCGUCCCGGCGAUUAUGGCAGUGAUGUCUCUCAUUUGAAUCUACACAAGACUUUCUGCAUACCACAUGGUGGUGGCGGCCCUGGUAUGGGUCCGAUUGGCGUAAAAGCACACUUGGCACCCUAUUUGCCAGGUCAUCCUGUGAUUAGUCCUCUAGAAUGUGAGCAGGAAAGUUUUGGUGUAGUUUCGGCAGCACCAUUCGGCUCCUCUGCAAUUCUGCCAAUUUCCUGGUCUUACAUCAAGCUUAUGGGUAGCCGUGGACUUAAACGUGCAACCCAAGUAGCCAUUCUUAAUGCGAACUACAUGUCUAAGCGUUUGGAAAAUCACUAUAAAACCUUGUAUAAGUCAUCGAAGAGUCAACUUGUGGCACACGAGUUUAUUCUCGAUUUGCGCGAUCUGAAGAAGUCGGCCAAUAUUGAGGCGGUAGAUAUUGCGAAACGUUUAAUGGACUAUGGCUUCCAUGCGCCCACUAUGUCUUGGCCUGUGGCAGGCACUUUAAUGAUUGAACCGACAGAGUCUGAGGACAAAGAAGAGUUGGAUCGCUUCUGUGAUGCGAUGAUUUCAAUACGUGAGGAGAUUACCGAGAUCGAAGAGGGACGCAUGGACAAAGUCGUGAACCCAUUGAAAAUGGCACCACACACACAAGCACAGGUCAUCUCGGACAAAUGGAACAGACCAUAUACCCGCGAAUUGGCUGCCUUCCCAGCGUUAUUUGUUAAGCCCGAUUCAAAGGUUUGGCCCACUGUUGGAAGAAUUGAUGAUGCCUACGGCGAUAAACAUUUGGUUUGCACUUGCCCGCCCAUCUUACCCGACCUGUAAACACCAUAUUGGAAUUUUCUCGUUCGAAAAUGUGUUCUCUUUUAAUAGUGUUAAUUUUAAGUUCAAAUAUUCAAUUAAGUGUAAAAUAAAAAAAAUAUUCAGUUAUUAAUCUAA
Bactrocera tryoni is the source of this 3111-nucleotide messenger RNA. Its product is annotated as glycine dehydrogenase (decarboxylating), mitochondrial. Gene Ontology annotation, molecular function: glycine binding; glycine dehydrogenase (decarboxylating) activity; pyridoxal phosphate binding. Lineage: Eukaryota; Metazoa; Arthropoda; Insecta; Diptera; Tephritidae. Bases 1 to 2997 code for a protein of 998 amino acids. Gene Ontology annotation, cellular component: glycine cleavage complex; mitochondrion. Gene Ontology annotation, biological process: glycine decarboxylation via glycine cleavage system. The record is from RefSeq and is a predicted model, not a curated record. The transcript has 5 exons.